UUUUUUUUUUGAAGUGGUGUCACUCGUGUUGAGUUCUCCCUAUCAGUUAGUCACCAGAUAUUAUCUGAUAUCACUGCCAGAGCGGACUUACUUUCCGCAUAAGGUCGUCUUCUUAUCCGUCCCUGACGUCAGUUCUUUGGGCGCCGCAUCCCUGCCGUUACGAAGAUCGCCUCCCAUAUGUUGUUGUGAUCUAGCCAACAACCAUCGACCUUCCAUGAGAACAUGUCUCUUACAAGCUCCGCUGCGGCGGAAAUUCUGACUGCCGCGGCUGUGGUCAUAGAGAAACCAGACGACCCGCACGAGCCACGCUGGGGGGAUCAGACUCGCGGGCAACGCGAUCUCUACACUCAACUCGUGCUGAGUCUAGCGCUCGGGUUGACUGCUUUUUUUGCCUUCUGUAUACUACGACCGAAAUGGACCGAACUGUACGCUGCCCGACGACGACAACGCUGCGCCGCCUCACACCUCCCGGAACUCCCGGACAGUCUUUUCGGUUGGAUCCCUGCGCUAUACAGGAUAACGGAUGAGGAUGUGCUGCACUCUGCCGGCUUAGAUGCCUAUGUUCUCCUUUCGUUCUUCAAAUUCUCGAUCCGACUUCUGCUUGCACUCCUUCCGAUCGCCGUCCUGAUCCUCCUCCCCGUCCAUUACAAGUUUACCGGUAAGAAUGGGAUCCCGGGCUGGGACGGGAGUGAGCCACUCGACGACAAGGAUCAGUUAAUGCUGGAUCCCAGUUAUCUGUCCAUGUACGUGGUAUUCGGCUACAUAUUCAGUGGCCUGACGAUCUACCUACUGCUCCGUGAAACGGACAACGUCAUCAGGACGCGACAAAAGUAUCUCGGGAAUCAGGCGAGCACGACAGAUCGGACCAUCCGUCUAUCAGGGAUCCCCCCGGAGAUGCGGUCUGAGGAGUCGAUCAGGGAUUUCAUGCAAGGCCUACACGUUGGGAAGGUUCAGAGUGUGACGAUUUGUCGGGACUGGGGCGCCCUUGAGCAUUUGGUUGAGAAGCGAAUGAAGAUUAUACGGUAUUUGGAGCGCGCUUGGGCUAAGCAUGUGGGCUAUAAGCGCGUGAAGCUGGACGAAAGCCAGCUACCACUGGUACAACACCGGCGGCGGCGUGGCGCCAGUCUGCUAUCAGAAGACGACAGUGAACGAAGGCAACUCCUGUCGGACAACGGACGGUCGCAUACCACCGACGAUGCGAACGCACGGCCAACGAUUCGUCUCUGGUAUGGACCACUCAAACUGCGCUACCGCACCGUGGACGAGAUCGAUUACUACGAAGAGAAACUGCGAAGAAUCGACGAGGCGAUCAAACACGCUCGCAAAUUGAUCUAUCCUCCUACCGAGCUGGCCUUUGUGACAAUGGAGUCUAUCGCCGCCUCCCAGAUGGUUAUACAGGCAAUCCUGGACCCGCAUCCGAUGCGCCUGCUGGCAAGAUUGGCGCCCGCGCCAGCGGACGUUGUCUGGAAGAACACAUACGUGCCGCGUUCCAAACGGAUGAUGCGGUCCUGGUCGGUGACUAUCUUGAUCGGCUUUCUGACUAUCUUUUGGUCGGUGCUGCUCGUUCCCUUUGCAUCCUUGCUGGAGUUGAAAACCAUCGAAAAAUUCUUGCCCCAGUUCGCCGACCUGCUGGCUCGCCAUCCGGUCUUGAUGUCCCUGGUUCAGACCGGUUUACCGACACUGGGUCUGUCACUCAUGACUGUCAUUGUCCCUUAUUUGUAUAACUGGCUAUCGCAUAUGCAAGGAAUGACGUCGCGCGGCGACAUUGAGCUGUCGAUCAUCUCGAAGAAUUUCUUUUUCUCCUUUUUCAACCUCUUCCUUCUCUUCACCGUCUUCGGGACCGCGUCCACUUUUUACGGUGUCUGGGAGAACCUGCGCGAUGCGUUUAAAGACACCACCACGAUCGCGUAUACCUUGGCGGGGUCCUUGGAACAAUUGACUCCGUUCUACGUGAAUCUCCUGGUUCUCCAGGGCGUGGGGAUUUUCCCUUUCCGCUUGUUGGAGUUUGGGAGCGUGGCAGCGUAUCCAUUCCGUCUCUUCAGGGCCAAAACGCCACGGGAGCAUGCUGAGUUGUCGGCACCGCCCGAGUUCAGCUACGGUUAUUCCAUUCCGCAAACGAUCCUGAUCUUCAACAUCUGCCUGGUAUAUAGCGUUUUCCCGAGCUCCUGGUUGAUUUGUCUCUUCGGGCUAGUCUACUUCACGAUCGGACAGUUCAUUUACAAAUACCAGCUGUUGUACGCCAUGGACCAUCAGCAACACUCCACCGGACGGGCAUGGCCCAUGAUCUGCCACCGAGUCCUGGUUGGUCUGAUGCUGUUCCAGCUUGCAAUGGUUGGCAUUCUCGCCUUGCGGAAGUCAAUUGCCCGGUCUUUGCUCUUGGUCCCCUUGCUGGCCGGAACUGUGUGGUUCAGCUACUUCUUCGCGAGCAGCUACGAGCCCCUCACCAAGUUCAUUGCUUUGAAGAGCAUCGGCCCAGAGAGUACUAGUAGUGGAGAGAUCUCGCCUUCCUCAUCCGCAACUUUCUCCCCUCCGUCCGGCCUUGACCGCGACUCCCUUCCCAUCCGGAUCGGCGGGCAAGCGCUGGGCCUCCGGUUGAAUAAAUACGUCAACCCCAACCUUAUCCUCCCUCUGCAUGAUGCCUGGUUUCCAGGGCGCGGUGCUAUCCACUUUUCUCACCACGAGACUCCGAACGACUUUGCAGUCUAAGCUUGCCAUAGUGGCUAGCUGAUAGCGCUGUAAUCGUACACAACUCACUAUGCCUUCAGUAUUAUGCCGACUUCACGGAUAUGUGCCGUUUCGCAUUUGACACUGACUUUCCUCCAUCCCCCCCCAACAACAACAACACUAAGAACAACAAAAGAUGAUUAUCGUUCCUUAUUUCACGAUAUACGACCGCUACGCCAUUCUAGGAUCUGAUUCCUAUCUGAUUUACGGGCUCACGUAUCAUGUAUACUAACGUUUUGGAUCUCCCCUUUUUUGCAUUUUGCAUUCUUCAUGAGCGAUUCGGAUCCCGGACUUGUAUUGUUGAUUUCGCCGAAUUAUUGACUUUGAAUUAUUUAGAGCAGUGUGUCGAGGUAUGAGUGUUACCUUGCUAUAUGUAUUUACUUUGCAAUACUAUGUUUCAUAGAGAA
Messenger RNA from Aspergillus candidus, 3131 nucleotides. Its product is annotated as putative DUF221 domain protein. Gene Ontology annotation, molecular function: calcium-activated cation channel activity. Lineage: Eukaryota; Fungi; Ascomycota; Eurotiomycetes; Eurotiales; Aspergillaceae. The coding region runs from base 223 to 2706 and encodes 827 amino acids. The record is from RefSeq and is a predicted model, not a curated record. The transcript is spliced from 4 exons. Gene Ontology annotation, cellular component: plasma membrane.